Messenger RNA from Nicotiana attenuata, 783 nucleotides. Its product is annotated as zinc finger MYM-type protein 1-like. The transcript has a single exon. Lineage: Eukaryota; Viridiplantae; Streptophyta; Magnoliopsida; Solanales; Solanaceae. The coding region runs from base 1 to 783 and encodes 260 amino acids. The record is from RefSeq and is a predicted model, not a curated record.
AUGAAAUCUAUAAUUGAAGACUUGAAUGGAGAUUACUUUUGUAUAUUAGCCGAUGAAUCCAAAGAUAUCUCGCACAAAGAACAAAUGGCUCUUGUUUUGCGGUAUGUUAAUAAGAAUGGUGAAGUGGUAGAACGAUUUGUUGGCCUUGUCCAUGUUAGUGAUACAUCGGCAUGCUUAUUAACGGAAGCAAUAUAUUCUUUGCUUUCGGAUCACUCACUAAGUACAUCCAAAAUACGUGGACAAGGUUAUGAUGGAGCUAGUAAUAUGAAGGGAGAGAUAAGUGGUCUCAAGACUUUAAUUAUGAAAGAUAGCUCAUCGGCAUAUUACAUUCAUUGCUUCGCUCAUCAAUUGCAAUUAACACUUGUAGCUAUUGCUAAAAAGUAUUUGGAUGUUGAAGAAUUUUUUGAUCAUGUUACUAAUAUGCUGAAUGUUGUUGGAGGAUCUUUCAAGCGCAGAGACUUGCUUCGUCAUCAUCAAGCUGAAGAGUUGGAGCAAUUACUUAAGUCCGGUGAAGUUAUUACUGGAGAAGGAUUAAAUCAAGAACGUGGAAUCCAAAGCCCGGGUGAUACUCGUUGGGUAUCCCAUUUCGAAACAUUGGAUAACUUUAUUGCUAUUUUCUCUUCUAUUGUUCAUGUGCUUAAAUUGAUUGAGUAUGAAGGUUCUACUUCACAUGAAAGAAAUCAAGUAGAGUAUCUUUUGGGUAAGAUUAGAACAUUCAAAUUUAUUGUUGUGCUUCCCUUGAUGGUGAAAGUGUUUGUGAUGACCCAAGCGGUCAUCACUUGA